Molecule: messenger RNA, 615 nt
Organism: Contarinia nasturtii (swede midge)
Lineage: Eukaryota; Metazoa; Arthropoda; Insecta; Diptera; Cecidomyiidae
Product: facilitated trehalose transporter Tret1-like
Exons: 4
Coding region: 98-583 (161 amino acids)
Biological process (GO): transmembrane transport
Cellular component (GO): membrane
Molecular function (GO): transmembrane transporter activity
Source: RefSeq, a predicted model, not a curated record
UGCUUUAUUCACGCAGAAAUUCAAAGUUUUAAUUUAAGAUACUUGUAGGCAGCAAGCGAUCACUGUUGCGUCUCGAAGUUUUUGUUGCAAAGUAAUAAUGGGGAAGGAAGAGUCAAAUGUCAACACUUUUGUACCGGUGACAAGUGUUAAAUUCCAAUAUCUUGCCGCACUAGUUGCGAAUUUGAUCACAAUUGGCUUUGGCGUAACAAACGGGUGGGCAAGUCCCAGUUUACUUCUAUUAAAAUCAGACGAUUCUCCACUACCAUCGGGUAAAGUUACAGUAGAAGAAUGUUCUUGGAUAGCGAGUUUAAUGUGUCUCGGCGCUUUGGUUGGAAAUUCAUUCUUUGGAACCAUUUCCAGUAAAUUUGGCCGAAAAAUUGGAAUGCUUUCCCUUACGCUUCCGACUAUUAUUGCUUGGACGCUUGUGAUAUUCGCUCAAAAUGUGUACUACCUUUAUGCUUCUCGAGCAAUUAAUGGAUUCGUUGGUGGAGGUGUGUUCGUGAUAAUACCAGUUUACUUAUCAGAAAUUGCAAGUGAUCGCGUAAGAGGAGCCCUGGGAUCAAUGUUGGUUUUAAGGGGCUAGUCUCACGAUAUGGAAACAACUAUGGAAACAUG